CCCCUUCCCCCCCCUCCCCCCCGGACCCGAGAAAGAAAGAGAGGCUAUGUGCGCCUCCCUGGCCAUCUUCCACGAUGACGACGAGGACAUCACCGAGAAUGCCUUCCUCCAAAGUGUCCAGGCCCGGUCGGACAUCAUGGCCAUCAUCUCCAUGACCGCCCAGCAGAAUGCCCUCGCCCAGGUCCCGCCGGCCGAGGGGCUCGGCGCCUCGUGCUCCGGGUCGCCGGCCGUCCUGGCCACGGCCGCCCUGGACCCCGGGUCCUGCAGCCCCGGGUCGCCGGCUGCGGCGGCCGCAGCGGCCGGCGACACCCCCAUGCGCCUCGAGGGGACCUUCUUCAUUGCCGUGCCCUCGACCGCCUCGCUGAAUGCCGCGGGCUUGGUUGGUCCCUUUGCCGACUCGUUCCUCGCGUCGCACCUCAUGCGCGCCAUCAGCCAGCCGGGCGCCCCCGCCGGCACGCCCCAGCGCUACCGGACCCUCAACGGCCGGGUCGUCUCCCUGUCCGAGGAUGGCAGCCACUUCGAGCUGUCCCCGGAGCACGGCUUUUCCAGCGACCGCCGCGUGCGCAUCCUCUUCGACGAGUCCUUCUACGGGUCGCUCGACAUCGAUCCCGACAUGCUGGCCCUCCUGCCGGCCGGAGUGGACCCGGAGAAUGCCCUCCUCUACCAGGCGGUCUGCGUGGCGGAUGUCUUUGACACCUGCCAGUCGAGCCUGCUCCUGGGGGACCAGCGCCCCGGGGCCGAGCCCUUCCCGCUGAACCCCCCCGAGGCGGUGGACUUCCUCCGGCUGCCAGGCCACCCGGGGUCGAUGGCCGACGGCCACGGGCAGCCGGGGCUCGGGGUCGACCCGCCGGCCCUCGACGGCCCGGAUCUCAGUCGCACGCCGAGCUUCACGCACAUCUCCCCCGGCCCGCGGCUCACCGAGUCGUCCUUCGACUUCCCGGCGUCCUCCAGCUCGUCGUCCUCGUCGCCGGCGCUGGUCACCGGCCCCGGGCCCGGGGGGGGCGCCGGCGGCGGGCCGGGUGCCGGGCCGGCCGGCGCCCUGCCGGAGCCCCCGACGACCCGGGACCCGGCCGGGCCCAGCCCGCUGGCCCUGUCCAUGCUGCCGGCCACCGGGGGCAAUGUGGCCGAGGGCCUCGCGGCCGCGCGCACCAUGGCCAGGGGGGCGCCGGCCGCCGGGGAUGCCUGGAUCGAGGUGGGGGCCCCGCCGCCCGGGCCGGACAUCGGCCGGCUGUCCCUCCGCCGGUCGGACUCGCUGUCGGUCCGGCCCCGGGCCACGGGCCGGCUGUCGGUCACCUCCGGGCCGGCCCCGGGGUUCGGCAUCCGCCGGUCAUCCUCCGUGUCGGGGCGGCUGUACACGGCCCCGGGGCCGGGGGAUCCGGCCGACGCGCCGGAGAGCGAGCUCCCGGCCGUGGCCGGCUUCCCCUUCGGCAGCCGGCUGGUGUACAUCCCCCCGCGCAAGUCCUACCCGGAUUGCCGGCAAUUCCUCAUGGGCACCUCCGACAACACCGAGGCCCUGGAACUCAUCAGCGCCCUUCUCAUUGAGUUCCACCACCUUUUCGAGAAUGUGAUUGCCUCGAUCACCGGCGGCCGGUCCGACUCGGACUUGGUUUUCCACUUUCUCUCCUCGAUGUCCAGCUCGGAGGACGGCCCGGCCGCCGGGAUGGGGGCCAAUGCCGGGGCCGGUGGCCGGCGUGGCUCCGGCCAGGCCGACGGCCCCGGGUCCCCCGGGGGACCCGGGGCCUCUCUCGGCGGGGCCCCGGUCGCCGGGUCCAGCCGCACGGCCCACGGGUCGCCGGCUUCUUCCGGGCACGCCCGGUCCGGCAGUUCCUCCAGCCGGCUGUCCUCCUUCCUGAGCCGGUUUUCCUCGCCCACCGGCAGCAUGUCCCCCACGCCGGCCGGCAGCCCGGUGGUCGGGGCCGGGGCCGGGGCCGGGGCCGGGGCCGGCCGGCCACCGCGGGCCAUGUCCAGCCCCGGGUCCGGCCGGCCCAGCCUGCGCGUGGCCACGACCCCCUCUCCCGGGCCGGGGCGCAGCUCCAGCGCCGAUGCCACCUCACCGGUGGCCGCCGUCACUGCCGCCGCCGCCGCCGCCGCCGCCGCCGCCGCCCCCCCCCUGUCGCCGGCGGUCGGGGUCAUUCGGUCCCCCUUCGGCGGCGGGGGGCACUUCCAGCCGGCGGCCGAGCCGCAGCGCCCCGGGCCCGGGCACCAGCGCUCCGGCUCGGCGCACCGGAUCCCCGGCACCCCGGUGAGCAUUGCCUCGCGGCCGGUGCUGGCCCCGGCCCUCGGGACCGAGGCCCUGCACUCGACCAGCCCGCCGGUGGUGGUGGACCUCCUGGAGCAGGACCCGGUGCCGGUGUGGCAGCCGCACGGGCCCCCGAUGCCGAAGCCGCCGGCGGCCAUCGACGACUUCGACCUCAUCCCGCAGGAGCUCUGCGGCCAGCUGGCCCAGAGCGUCCACGCGGCCAUGGUCUAUCUCGAGUGCACGAAUCCCCUCUUCGCCGAGAUGGCCUCCUUCCUGCCGGGGGCGCUGCUCCGGCCGGGGGGGCCGGGCGGGGCCCGGCCGGCCGCCGCCGAGGCCGCCGCGCUGAAUGCCCCCGGGGCUUUGGCCGCCGGCGGCGGCCGGCUGGCGCCCCUGCUGACCGGCGACCUGGCCCUCGAUGACCCGGUCCCGGUGGCCUUCGUCGCGCGGCAGAUGGUCCGCAACUGGACGCGGCUGCUGCACAUGGUGGAGACCUACAUCCUCGGGCAGACGCACACGCUGGUCUUCCUGUCGCUGACCAUUCGCCUGGACUCGCAGGAGGCCUACCUGGUCCGGUGCUUCCAGCGGCUGCAGGCCCUGCCAUUGGCCUUCUUCCUCCGGCCGGAUCUGGGUCCCGGGUCGGCGGCCGCGCAGGCGGCCGGCCCCCCGGCCGAGGUGUCCGCCUGUCGGCCCAUGUCCCGCGAGGAGCGCCUCCUGCACUCGGUGGCCACCGACAUCCUGGGCAAGCUGGACAACUUCAAGUCCCCGAGCGACAAGAUGUUUGUCAUCCAGACCACCUUCGAGGCGAUCCUCAAGUGUUUCAAUGCCGUUCACCCCGGCCUGCCGAUGGGAGCCGACGACCUGGUCCCCCGAAUGGCCUACGUGCUCAUCCACAGCGGCCUGACCCACGUGUACGCGGACUUGACCUUCAUCGGCCAGCUGAAUCGCAUCGCCACACGCUUCGCCUCGGCCGUGGACCUGGUGUCCGAUGGCCAGGUCCAGGCCCGGGCGCGCGAGCUCCUCCUCGGCCACAAGGUGGCCCAGCUGUUCGGACCCGGGCCGGAGGCCUUCGCCCAGGGCCCGGCCCUCGGGCCCGGGUCCCCCAGCCCGGGCGCCCACACCGGCGGCACGGCCCGGCGCUCGGCCAGCCAGUGGUCCAUCAGCUCGAUGGCCGGGUCGGCCGGCAGCCCGGCCGCCUUCCGCCGGUCGGUGUCCAUCGAGCAGGGGGUCGGGGCGGCCGGUGGGCCUGCUGCCGGGGCUGGCGCCGGGGCCGAUGGCCUUGCGCCGGGCUCGGGCUCGGGCCCGGCCCCGCCGCCGGCCUUCGGGGCCAAUCUCCGGGACCGGGUGCACGCCCUGCGCGCCGAGGCCGCCACCCAGCUGGCCGAGGAGGACUACAUGCUGAGCACCCUGCGCGUGGUGGUGAGCCUGGUGGAGUCGCUGGCGCAGCAGCCCUGCCUGCCGGGGCUGACGCACCAGUGCCCCUGUCGGAUGGAGCAUCCGACCACACGCAUGGGCCUGCCGGCCGAUGGCGGGCCUGCCCUGGGCAGCUCCGCCCCCGGGCCGGGCUCCUCUUCACAUGCGGCCCACCGGCCGACCGAGGUGGCGGACCUCCACCUGAUCGGGCAAUUUGCCGGGUACUUUUCGUCGGACUCGCUGCCGGCCAGCGGCCCGGGGUCCGGGGAGUCGUCGCCCCCGCGGGCCGGGGCGCCGGGCCCGCACCCGCCGCCGGCCGCCGGGCCGGGCGCCUCCUCCUCGUCGCUGGGGUCCGGGUCCGGCGGGUCGCGCGGCCUGGGCGCCGGGGCCCCGGGGUCCGCCUCCUCGGCGGCCGCCGACACCGAUCUCCUCUUCCAGUCCUUCCUCGGGGCGGUGGCCCGGAAUGACCUGGCCGCCGUGGGGCGCCUGCUGCUGGACCCGCCGGCGCACCGGCUGCCGGCGGCCAAGCCCCCGGCGGGUGGCUGCUCGCCGGAGGCCCUGCCCGGUGCCGCCUCGCCGGAGGCCGUCCUGGUGGAUUCCUGGCCGACGUCCGACUUCUCGGACAUCUCCUCGGCCGAUGGGUCGCCCCUCGGCGGGGAGGGGCUCUUCACGGAGCUGCUGGAGGAGGGCGACGAGUCGGACGAGGCGGCCGGCCCGGCCGGCCCGCCGGCCGAGCGCCUGGCCGUCCCCCUGUCCCGCCAUGCGCCGAUGCUGGUCAACCUCUUCGACGAGCGUGGCUACACCUCCCUGCAGCAUGCCGCCUCGCGCGGCCACCGGGACAUGGUGGAACUGCUGCUGUACUGCGGCGCCGCCAUCAACUACCCCACCCUGCAGGGCAUGACGCCAUUGCACUUCGCCGCGCAGUAUGGCCAAUUGCCGGUGGUGUGUGCGCUCCUGCGCCGGGCGGCGCACGUGCGCCCAGCCACGCCGCAGCCCCUCGGCCCGGGGAAGCAACUCCACUGGGGCCCGCUGCCCGGGUCACUGGCGCAGGAGGUCCGCGCCGCCUUCGGCCUGCCCGGGCCCGGCCCGGGGGGGGCCCCCUCGCGCGGGCAGGCGGAGCUGUGGGUCGAGGCGCCGGCCGGGACGGCCAUCGCCCCCGGGCCCGAGCCGGCCGGGUGCACGGUCAUUCGGCCGGCCUCGGCCGUGCUGAAUGUGGACGCGCGCGAUGCCAGCGGCGCAUCGGCCCUGCACCUGGCCGCGUCCAAUGGCCAUCCGGCCAUCAUCCGGGCCCUGUAUGCGGCCCUGCUGCAUGGGGUGGCCCUGGCCGAGGGGGACCCGGCCCUGGCGGCGGCCGGCGACCUGGCCGGCCGGCUGUCUCAGCACCCGUCCACCGACCGGGCGGUCAUCCGGGCGGCCAUGCAGGCGGCCAUGUGCUGCGGCGUGCCGGCCGAGCUGCACCCCGGCUAUGACGCCUGCACCCCGAGCCCUGGUGACUGUGCGGCCGUGCCGCGCAACCUCCGCGGCGACACACCCCUGCACAUGGCCGUCCGGUGGUCCUCGCCGCUGACCGUGGCCGAGGUCCUGCGGCCCUUCAAUUGCAUGUCCCGCUGCGCCGUGGAGCUGGGCAUUGCUCAGGCCCCGGGCCCGGCCGGGCUGGCCGGCCCGGGGGCCGCCCCGCAGCUGGGCUUCGGCGGUGUGCUGGCCGCCACCCGCGGCACUCUCGACACCCCGAUGCACAUCGCCCCGGACUUCCCGGUGGCGUUGGUGCUGCUGGUGGGCGGCGCGUCGACCCUCUCCAAAAACCGCAUCGGCUACACGCCGCUCCACUCGGCGGCCCGGGCCGCCCGGCAUGGCGUCGUCGAGCUCCUCGGCAGCCCAGCCCGCAUUGUCACCUUUGUCGAGGGCCUGUCCGUGUCCCUAGGGGACAUCGGGCGCCCGGUGCGCCUGGCCGCCGCCCGAGCCGAUGUCCCCCUGGAGCAGCUGGUCGACCUGAGCCAAGCGCCGAAGCUUCUCCGGCCGCCCACCCGCGCCGAGGACAUCUCCUCCCUGCCGGUGCCCCCCUGCCAGGCGGGCUGCCUGCUGACGCCGCUGACGCUGCAGCUGCUCCACGAGCCGGACUUCUCCGGCAUGACGGCCCUGCACCUGGGGGUCCUCAAGAAGGAGCCGGCCAUGGUGAGCUUCCUGCUGACGGUCGACCGGACGCUGAUCGCCCAGUCCGGGACCGAUGUGCCGCCGCUGCACUCGCGUCGGACCUUCCAGGAGGAGGACACCCCGUUGCACCUGGCCGCGGCCCUGUCCUCUCUCCAGCUUGUGGAGAUCCUGCUCCGCGCCGAGGCCAGCCCGCGGAUCUACAACCGCCAGCGCCUUCUGCCCAUGGACAUGUCCCGGUCGACGGACCUGCAGAAUCGCCUCUCGGUGCCGCGGACCUUCUAGACACCGCACGCGUCGAGCCCCCCUGUUCACCAACACACGCGCACAUCCUUGAGCACAUCCUUGAGCACGUCCCUGAGCACACGCGUGCGCCUACAUACACACAUGCGUAAG
Fonticula alba is the source of this 6193-nucleotide messenger RNA. RefSeq lists its product as hypothetical. The record is from RefSeq and is a predicted model, not a curated record. Gene Ontology annotation, molecular function: protein binding. The transcript has 7 exons. Bases 47 to 6082 code for a protein of 2011 amino acids. NCBI's taxonomy places the organism in Eukaryota, Rotosphaerida, Fonticulaceae.